AUGGCUGGUCCACACUCUCGUCUCCCUGCGAAGCGCGGCGCUCCCCUCCCUCGACUGUGGAUAGACCCCAAUUUGUCGAGCCCCGAGCUCCCCACGCCGCCCUCCGCAAGUUCACCAGAGCGCACCAGCCUGGCGACCUCUUCAGAAGAGACUCUCACCCCGGAGUCGGCGGAGGUCUUCUACGUGUUGUGUCUGUAUGACUACAACGCAGAGGAUGGCAGCCAACUGUCCUUCCGCCGAAAUGAUAUCCUGGAGGUCGUGAAGAAGGAGGAAACUGGAUGGUGGGCUGCCGUUCGCCCCGAGGACGACACCGUUGGUUGGAUCCCGAGUGCAUUUGUGGAGCCGAUCUCCGAUGCCCUCGCAGACAAACUGCGGAAUAGUGGCGGCAACGUGCAGAUCUACCAAGAGGACGCAGAUAGGUUCCAGGGCUCCCCCGACUCACAGCUGACCGACCCUUUUGCGGUUGGUCCCGAUGGCGAACAGCGGGGGUACGAGUGGAUGCCGCUGGUCGAUGGCGAGAAGGUCCCUACUAUCAUGCAAUUAGGGUCCGACCCCGCUAUCCAUCCGAGCUUAGCCAACGUCUUGAGCCCCCUCGUACCUCCCCAUGAGGGUAUAGACGGAAACUUUCUGGAGAUAGAGUCCGAACUCUCCCCCACUGAAGUGGCCAUCUCGAGACGUAAGGCACGACCCCGGCCUACGCUAGAGGAGGAUGGUGCCCAGGUUAUCACUGUGUCCACUCCGCCACCCACAGGACAGAGCCCCAUGCCAUCCACCCCUCGCACCCCUUCUCGCCGCCGCAGUCUCUCACUGCCCUCCGGCGAAAUCGUUCCCUCCGAGCAUCAGAGAUCGCGGUCCGAAUCCGCGAAGCCUGCGGUCGUUCGCCACAUGCGCCGCCGCCCUCUGCUGAUAGAUGACCAGUCUUCUCUCAGUCGGCUCACCACACUCUUUGAAGCACACAACGUCGAGGAGCUGGAUUACCUUAUCGCGAGCCCGGUCGUUGCGGAAUCCUUCGAUGCGUUCACACGUACGACGAGGGCGGCGACGUCGCGUCCGGACAAGGUCAAACAAAUCACAGGGGACGACGAGGCCCAGGCUUUCCACGACGCAAAAGUGGUUCACGGGACCUGGUAUCUGCGACCUAUGUACGGCGAAGAUGAACUUCAAUUGCAACCGGACGGAGCCGUAUCCGCUGGUAGCCUGCGCGCCCUCGUUGAACGGCUGACCGUGGACUUUCCAAAGCCUGUCCAGGAGACGAAAUACCGACAAGCGUUCCUGACGACCUACAAAUCCUUUGCUACCGCCGAGGAAGUGUUCGACCUGUUGUUAGCGCAAUUCAACAUCAGCCACCCUACCGCUCUCAACUUGAAGGAGCUGGAGCAGUGGAAAGAGAGGAGGCUAAAGCCCACUCGGCGCCGGGUCCUCGCCGUGCUGCACCUAUGGAUCGAGGAAUAUGGCCUCCUCCAGGACGACGCGUAUCUUGCACGGCGGAUUGUCGACUUUGUGUCGUCGAUCACCAAGCCGCCUCAGCUCGCCAACACCGCUCGCGAGGUGCUCAAGUCGCUGGAGCGCUACAUCUCGAACAUUCCCGCGACACCUGUAUCCGCCACCCGACACAAGAGGAGCAAAGGCUCGAAAGGCGAUCUCCUGAAAAUAGACACGCUGCUGCUCGCCGAGCACCUCUGCAUCCACGAACAGAAGCUAUAUUCACGCAUCCGUGUGUCGGAAUGCCUCAACUGGGUCAAAUCACCGGCCGGGAACGGAGUGAAGCAUCUCGCCGCGUUUAACGCCUUCAACGAGAAGCUGUGCGCGUGGGUCAAGACCAGCAUUCUGAACACGGAGAGCACGGGCAAACGGGCAGACACCAUCGACUUCUGGAUCAAGAUCGCUGAGAAAUGCAAAACUCUGCACAACUAUGCCUCGAUGUAUGCUCUCGUCGACGCGCUGUCGAGCCCCGUCGUCAGCCGCCUCCACCUCACUUGGGCGCAUGUCGGACGUCGCUCACAUCUCGAGCAGCUUGCGAAGUACCACGACCCGACGGGCAGCUUCUCCGCGUACCGCCUCUCGCAGCGCGCAGUGGACGGGCCGUGCAUCCCCUACAUCGGCAUGCACCUCGCAGACAUGCAGGCGGCGAACACGCAGGCCCCCGACAACACCGUCAUCCUCUCCUCGUCCUCGACGUCGAGCAGCCCGCUGUCGCUCAUCAACUUCGCGAAGCGCGAGCGGUGGUACGAGGCGAUCGAGGCGAUCGUGCGGCACCAGCCGCGCACGUAUGCGUUCGCGGAGGACGCGAGCGUCGUCGCGUACGUUGACGCGAACAUCGCGGUCGCGGGGGAGAAGGACCAGGGCUCGUUCUGGAUGAAGAGCCAGGAGCUUCAGCAGGCUGAGCUCCAGCACGCGGACAUCCGCAAGGGUCUCGAGCUAGCAGGCUUCUAG
This is a messenger RNA of Trametes versicolor FP-101664 SS1, 2433 nucleotides long. Its product is annotated as ras GEF. Gene Ontology annotation, biological process: positive regulation of GTPase activity; Ras protein signal transduction. The record is from RefSeq and is a predicted model, not a curated record. Gene Ontology annotation, molecular function: guanyl-nucleotide exchange factor activity; protein binding. Lineage: Eukaryota; Fungi; Basidiomycota; Agaricomycetes; Polyporales; Polyporaceae. The transcript has 6 exons. Gene Ontology annotation, cellular component: plasma membrane. Bases 1 to 2433 code for a protein of 810 amino acids.